AACUAACAGGUGGAAAAGCUGGUAUAUACUUUCGUCGCAACCCUGCCCGCGAUCAGUUUGGGACGACAGGGCUGGUCGCGCCGAGGAUGUUGCAGUAAUGUCUGGGCGUCCGCUUCACGCCGUGUCGCAAUCCAAAGCCGUCGUACAAGUACGCAUCAGUCUUUCGCAUACUUCACAUGUAGCCGAAAGCUCUUCAUAAACUCCCAGUGGCGAAGGUGAUUGCGCCAAUGGGUGGAGACUGAUCGCUGUAAGUUUGGUAACUUCCAGAGUCUGCGUAGCCAGGGAAAGAUGGCCCUUUACAGGAUGGUGAAAGCGGGCUAAUAUACUUGGGAUGAAGGGUUUGCACGUUAAGGGAAGCAUCCAUCAGGCCGGCUUCACCUAAUGGGACAGACGGCGCCGAGGCAGCAGCGCGCUCGUGCUUACUGCAACAGUUAGGCGCCACGCGUAUUACGCGGCGUGCUUGAUUCAGCUUAUACAAAUGAGCAAUAAUAUUGUGGCUGCGGUAGCUGCGGCCUGGCCUGGUGAUAACGCUUUGGCGCGCUUCAGACGUCGUGUCGCAAUGGAGCUGGCGAGCUUCGAUUCUGGCCCGGUUGGGCCGCACAGCGUUUUGGCGGCCCGCCUCUCAAGUCACCUCCGCGAGCGCUGCCCCACACUCGUGACGGAGGCUGCCGGCCUCUGCACACCCCGCGACGGCUCCCUGCGCAUUAAGCAACUCAUCUCGCUGGCUCCUGACGUGCCCAGCAAUGGAGUAUCCGCCGGGGAAGACGUACCAGGCGGCGCCUUUUUGUACUGCGUGUCGUACAAGUACGACGCUUGCGUCUUUCUUGACGUACAAGCGCUGCUGAAGUGGCACGCGGGUGGCAAACUUCCUGCGACCUCGAACGGCGGCAAUGGCGGAGGUGCCGGUACCUUCAAAGCUGAAUUCGGCAGCGGCAGUGUACGGACGGGUUUCAGCUCCAAGCAAGGCGGUAUCCAUAUCAACUUGUCCGGCCUGGUUCCAAGGUACGGCAAGCCUGGUGCGGAUUCAGCCUCGCCGUACAGUCGUCCCAGCGGUAUGCAAUCCGAGGACGACGAAGACGGUGAUUUCGAAGACGAUGAGGGUGCAGAUGUGAUGACGUCAGGUGCUGACGGGGAGGCGGUUGAGGGGGAAGACGAGGGCGCUGUUCACCACAGGCCGCCACCGCUCCAACAUGUGGCUUACAUGGCUUUUCCUGGGCCGUCGGCAGCAAGCCAGUUGCGACGUAACCUAGCUGUGUUGCUGGCGACGGCGGCGCCGGACGGUGGUGGUGGUUUGCCGCCGUACGCCAUUCCUUGGCGACAGAUUGCGCUCAUGGUCGCUGAUUCCAAAGCCGCCGCCCUCCAACCCGUCCUGCGCACCCCCGCCGCCUUCAAGUCCUUCAUCCUGCACCCCGCCAGCGCGGGUGCCUUCGCCGCUAAACGCUUCUUCCGCAACCCGGCUGAUCCCAACAGCAGCGUCGACUGCGUGGAACUAGACCCCGCAGCGCUACGCAGGGCCGCAGCCGAGGGCAUCAACAAGGUCAUUUUCACCGCCUGGCGGGGCCCGGAGUCGCUGCUGCGUCUCAAACGUACGGCAGUGAAGAUAUUGUUGGAGCGGCCGAGGACGCCGGAUGGGCCUUAUGCCAUGAAUGCGGGUCCGCUAGGGAACGAGCUGCGUGCGCGGAAUGCGCCGGCGUAUACGGCGGUGAUGUCACGCGGUGGCGGGGGGCUGAUGGCGCAACUGGAUGAGAGCGGGCGAGGCAGGGAGGCGCUGCUGGUGUAUGUGAGGAAGGGAGGAAAGGAAGGCACUAUGCAGCUCAAGCUGCGUAAGCUGUGCUGCUUGUUUCCCCCAGACACGGGACUAGACCUAGGACUGGGGCUGGGCGGCGCGGGAGCACUGCCUCCCCCCGCCGCACCGCUGCCUAGCAACAGCGGCGGAACGGCAUCCGCUGCUUCUGCCACCCAGCUUCCAUCUUCCCAGACGUCACUGCUGCAUGCAGCCCCCAGCGGUGCAACUGCACCCUCACAAGCUGGUAUGGCGACCGAGGGCUCGUCUUCAAGCGGAGGAGGAGCCUACGGAGCAGCAGCAGCGAAUUCAAUACCUUCUGACCCAUGGGUCACCAAUGACGCGGCUCCGACAGAAGGGCCGGCUUUUAACUGGAACGACGUGUCCUCCGCAACGGCAGUUGUGCUGGAGGCUGAACCACGGGGGCUUACUGCUUUCCCGCCAGGCAUACCAGGAAGCGUGUCUGCCGGUGUUGCUGCGUCCAGCCUAGGCGUCGCUGCGAACGUUGUUGGAGCAACAGCAGCAACACCAGCAAGCAUUGCGAACGCUGUUGAGGCUGCAGUGCUGCCCGCGCCCGCCGUACAAUGGAUCCAAAGCUCCUUUGAGUUUGAAACCAUGAUACAGCACUGCUACGGCGCCACGCAGAUUGGUUUAGCCAUACAUGCUACAGGCCGACGAGCCGUCGUGGCUGCGAUCUACGCGCCUGCUGCUACUGCCACCAUUGAUGUUCGUGCUGCUACCGGCCAGCCGAGCAGCGGCGGCGCCCAGUUGCUAACGUGGGUCGCCACGGUUUACUUGUUCGACUGUGGAUUGGUAACAGCGGCGCAAGAGGGAGGCAGCGACGGUGCUGUAGUCGGGGCGGGGGGUGCACUGCCAGGUGCCGCUGCGGCGCUGUGCGGCCUGCUGGAGAGCGCGUAUGUUGCGAAGUUUGUGCAUGGAUGUGAACAGGUUAUGAGCCUGGCAGCCCUCUGCGGUGCUGCCUCCAUCUCACCCCUGCUCGACACUCGAGUCCUGCUUCGCGCCCUCUCAGCCCUGCUGCCGCCGCUGCCGGCACUGCCGCCGCCGCCACCGCCGUACGCCGCGAUCGGGCCGCUGGCGGCGGCGGCGGUUGCGGGACUGAACGCCCACGUGGCUGCGCUACGUGAGGUGCUGACGGCGACCGGCCUCUGGGCGGACCGACCGGAACUGCUGGCGGCGUUAACGGGGCGACAUUCUGUGGCGUUGAGGGAGGACUUGUUUGGCACUCGGGAUUGGGCCAGCAACGCCUCCCUCCACGAGUGCAACCUGGUGGCCGCUGUACGGCACCUGCCAGAGCUGUGGGAGGCCAUGACGACGGAGGCCGUCCCUUGGGUCGCCAUGGCGGCGGCGGCGACUGCCUCCGCGGCGGCCCUGGCUUCCCGGCAAGGUGCUGGCGCGGCGAGCCAUGCUCAUGUUGGCCCGGUCGCAAGUUAAGCAGCUGCUGAUUGGUAUGUAGGGUUAGUGCGUCCUGGUGGGGACAGCCCUGGCAAGAGCGCAUCUGCGAUAUGAGGCAGCACGAGCCUUUCAAACUGCAUGUAAGGAAAGGCUGUGUCGUAACGCCCCGCGGCGUAUCGGGUCGAAGGCGCCGGGCCGUGCGUUGGUGGUGUGUCCUUCGAUGUUUAAAUGGGUUGACCCGUUACCGGAUGCGAAUGGAGCUCAUGUUUUUGGUUUUGGUUUGUUAUGUGCGCGUGGUGAUCAGGUGGCAGAGCAGCAGCAGCAGCUGACAUCAUGUGCGAACAGGGCAAUGUGGACAAUGUUCCGCAACCGCACAUGCGAGCGCCCGUAUUCUUGUCAGCAUGCGGAGAUGUGAAGCUGUUUGCUGGCGCAGCUGUGCGGGCAUGAACAUUAGGAGGGAGUUGAUCUUCUGCCGGCAUUGCCGUUUGUUUCCAGCUGGGCAAUGGCGGCAGGGUAGCGAGAGCCAUUUGCUGCGCUCUAAGGCAGGCUGCAGACUAGAGUUAUUCAAAGGAAAUUGGCAGCGCUGAUGUGUUGCGUUAAGUUCCUUGCGUAUGUCAUCGCAGGGGUUAGGAUGCUGAUUGCCUUCAUGAUGGGUACGCUUCACCCGCCGCGCGUGUGUGUAUGGGUUUGCCCUCCAUCCUCCCUCGCGAGUCCAGGAGAGGGUUCAGGAUGUGUUUUGUUGUUUCGUACUUCUCCCUUUACUCCUUUCAGGCAGAAAUAUCGGGGAUGAGGUACGUUGCGUCCUUGCGCUUGCAGGUCUGCCCGGCAGGUGUGUUGUGAUGCUAGGGAUGCCGCUAUACAUUUUGGGGCACGCAAGCGUUCGUGCCGGUCGCGUUGUGGUCGUUGGCCGCCAUUAGUUGCUUUCUGCUCGCGACGUGUGGUGCGUUAUACAGCUCGCCAAUAGGAUGCCCAGCGUGUCUGCAAUGGGAACCCGGCUGUAGAUCGCAAAAAGGCGUAUAGCGCUUUGCGCCAUCCGUACCGCAGGAAACUGGAUGUACGACUGUUUACCCUCACGCACAUACAGCAACUACCGUAUUCCCUUCAGUAGCGGUACGGCUGCAUGCAAACAGCUCUCGGUCCCCAGAGCUGCCAAUGCCGCUUACAUUCGCGCCUCCCUCACCAUGCUACCUGCUGUAACGUGCUUUAACA
Molecule: messenger RNA, 4405 nt
Organism: Astrephomene gubernaculifera
Lineage: Eukaryota; Viridiplantae; Chlorophyta; Chlorophyceae; Chlamydomonadales; Astrephomenaceae
Source: the annotation of a GenBank genome assembly